CCCGAGCUGAGGACGGAGAGCACGGAGGACAAAUCCCCCCGGCAGAGCCUGGUGGGAGAGGCCGUUUUGAAGGGCUCCCCGGCGCAGGAAGGCAGCGGGGAGGAAAAGGCCCGGAGAUGCCCCCGGAGGAGGGGCUGCAAAGCCAGCCCAGGGAGUUCUGAGGAGGAAAGACCCGUCCUGUGCCAGGAAGGCGGCCAGAGCUUGAGCCAGAGCUCUGAGCUGGUGGUCCCUGAGCAGCCUCCCAGCAGGGAGAAGCCCUUCAGGUGCUUGGAAUGUGGGAAGAGCUUCAGGAAGAGUACCUGCCUCCUCAGGCACCAGCACAUCCACACUGGGGAAUGGCCCUACACAUGUAGGGAAUGUGGAAAGAGCUUCAGACACAGCUUCACCCUUAUCCAACACCAGCACAUCCACACUGGGGAACGGCCCUUUAAGUGUGGGGAAUGUGGAAAGAGCUUCAUGACUAGCUCCAACCUCCGCACCCACCAGCGCAUCCACACUGGGGAACGGCCCUACAAGCGCUUGGAAUGUGGGAAGAGGUUCCAGACCAGCUCCAGUCUCCUCAGGCAUGAGCAGACACACACUAUGGAGAGGCCCUUCCGCUGCACCGACUGCGGGAAGGGCUUCAAAGAGAACGACACCCUCGUCACCCACCGACACAUUCACACUGGGGAGAGGCCCUUCAAGUGUGGGGAGUGUAGGAAGAAAUUCACCCAGAGCUCCAACUUGACCAAACACCAGUGGACCCACCCUCCCAGCAGGGACAAGCCCUUCAGGUGCUUGGAAUGUGGGAAGCGCUUCAGCUGCAACUUCAACCUGAUCCGACACCAGCACGUCCACACUGGGGCACGACCCUACACGUGUAGGGAAUGUGGGAAGAGCUUCUGUGACAGCUCCUCCCUGAUCAAACACCAGCACAUCCACACUGGGGAAAGACCCUUCAAGUGUGGGGAGUGUGGGAAGAGCUUCAGUGACAGUUCCACCCUCCGCACCCACCAGCUCAUCCACACUGGGGAACGGCCCUACAAGUGCUUGGAAUGUGGGAAGAGGUUUCAGACCAGCUCAACUCUCCUCCUGCACCAGCGGGCACACACAGGGGAGAGGCCCUUCCGCUGCACCGACUGCGGGAAGGGCUUCAACCUGAACUCCGCCCUCAUCAAACACCGGCGCAUCCACACAUGGGAGAGGCCCUACAAGUGUGGGGAGUGUGGGAAGAGCUUCACCCAGAGCUCUGACUUGACCAGACACCAACAGACCCACCGGUAAGAGAAGCCCUUCGAGUGCCCCGACUGCAGGAAGAGCUUUGACCACUGCUCUCACCCCAAGUGACCCCCCUGAUGGUGAGGCAACCCCUGGAGUCCAGUGACUGUCAGUCCAUCUCUUUCUACCAGAAAGGGCCAGUCCCCUUUGCCAGGGAAAGGUUCUGCCAACACAACCCUUCUUGG
Messenger RNA from Myiozetetes cayanensis, 1442 nucleotides. RefSeq names its product zinc finger protein 629-like. Gene Ontology annotation, biological process: regulation of immune system process; regulation of cytokine production; negative regulation of transcription by RNA polymerase II. Lineage: Eukaryota; Metazoa; Chordata; Aves; Passeriformes; Tyrannidae. The transcript has 2 exons. The record is from RefSeq and is a predicted model, not a curated record. The annotation marks the transcript as partial.